Prosopis cineraria is the source of this 3015-nucleotide messenger RNA. Its product is annotated as TSL-kinase interacting protein 1-like. Gene Ontology annotation, molecular function: chromatin binding. Gene Ontology annotation, cellular component: nucleus. NCBI's taxonomy places the organism in Eukaryota, Viridiplantae, Streptophyta, Magnoliopsida, Fabales, Fabaceae. The transcript is spliced from 15 exons. The coding region runs from base 302 to 2632 and encodes 776 amino acids. The record is from RefSeq and is a predicted model, not a curated record. Gene Ontology annotation, biological process: pattern specification process.
UCAUGUGCCGAAGCUUAAAGAAAAUCAAAUAUCUUGCCCUAUUCUUCAAGUUAUUAUUAUUACCCGCUGAAGUUGUAGCUUGAGUGAAAAAUAAAGGACGUGGUGCUAUAUUUAUUCAUUUAUUACCUUUUUCCAAUUCCAGACGUCUGUCGGAAGAUUCCCUCCGAUCUUGACCGAUCGCCUAACACCUGAAGUUUGCGACCUUGUCUCAAAGAAUUUGCUCGAUCUCAGGCAGCUGAAUCUGGGCUUGCGCUUUUUAGCAUUGGCUGGAGCAUUAUAAAAUAUGAGCAUAUGCUAAAAUAUGCAGUCUACAGCGCAGAUCUCUCUCGAUUCUAAUUCUCACCUUCAUCCAGAGACUGUCUCAAUUCAAAAUGGUGGUCCUGGAGUUUCGUCAUCCAUCAUGAAUAUUGUCUUGCCGCAGCUGCCUGCCCCUAAAAAGCCGACAAGGCAGUGGGCUGCUUGGACUCGUCAAGAGGAAGAAAGCUUCUUCACUGCGUUACGACAAGUGGGCAAGAAUUUUGAGAAGAUCACUUGCCGUGUGCAAAGCAAAAACAAGGACCAGGUCAGGCAUUAUUACUAUAGGCUUGUAAGACGGAUGAACAAGCUUCUUGGACCAGAAUUGUGUUUGGAUGCUAAAAACUCUAAAGAUACAAACGCUGCAAUGCUUCGCUGGUGGUCAUUAUUAGAAAAAUAUAGCUGCAAAGCCUCAAAGCUUCACCUGAAGCCUCGGAAAUUCAAAAUAUUUGUAGAGGCCUUGGAGCACCAACUCAUGAAAGACCGGAAGAAGAAUGUGCGCAGGAGACCUUUGCAGGGGGAAAAUUACCCUCCUGCUGCCACCAAUACUGUCUCUAAUCAAAAUAGAACCUUGGGAAAUGAUGCUCGAACUGUUAAACUGGUUCUUGUUGAUAGUCAAAACAUUCAAAGCCUUGGAACUUCAAAAGCAUCAUUGAAGCGCAAUGUAAACAUGGGUAUUAACCGAAACAACACUAAGGGAGAGUCAACUACCAUGAAACCUUCAAGGCAACGAAAGAAACCAGCAGGCAUGAUCACAGCAGCUGCAUAUAAAAAAUGGGAAAAGGCUGCAAUGGCUGGUGUUUCUUUAGUUGCAGAUGCUGCAGAACAUUUGGAGCGGGUUGCCACUGUCAAGGACGUUGAACAUGACCAGGGGACUUCAGUAGAAAAGUGUUUUGAACCUGUUGACAGUGUUCUGCCCCUAUUGCCCAAACCUCCUCAAAAUGACGUUGUUGAUAACAACAUACAGAAUAUCGUGAAACUUAAGCUCCAGUUGUUCCCGAUUGAUGAUUGUACUCGAAGAGCCUUGGAAAGGGAUAGUCACAAUCCAUACCUGGAGCUUACUCUUAGUACUCGAAAAAAGAUAUCAUCAAUAAUAGAUCAUCUGAACCGUAAAUGGGGUAAUUCGAGCAUGGCAAUUGGACAAUUAAUGCUUUUUCCUUAUAAUAUUCAGAAAGAGAAUUUGGCUAGUUAUCAGAGAUGGACACAAGAAUCUACUGUUAGUGCAGGAGAUGUAUAUGGAAUGAUUGGAAGCCCACCUAUAUUCCGUUUGAGGUAUGGAUGGUUUUCCCAUGCCGAACUUGGACCUUCAAAUAAUCAAGGGCCUAUUGCAUUUAACUGCAUGCCUGGACAAUCCAACAUUAACACGGUCAAUGUGAAGGGUCACAUUGUGGAUCCUUCUCUCCCUACAACAUCAACAAAUAAUUAUCACCAGGAUUCUUGUGAUGAUCGAGGAACAUCCACAGCCAAGAAUCUUGCUCCUGCCACUACUUCAACUGAUUUGCCUAAUGCAAGAGAUGACAAUGUUUCCCUAAAUCCAAGCAUUAAGGAGUCUGGCAAUGCUACACUCGCUGUUUCAUCACAAGGAACUGAUGCUGGGGAUGAAAUCAUGACAAAACAAGUAGAUGAAAUGGACGAGUUGAGAUUAAGCAAUGGAACGGGUUUUUCAGCUGGUGAAUGGGCUGAUAGCCUUACCAACAUAAGCGUAGGAGACCUACUUUCAGGAGCAUCUGAGGAUCUGGAAGAUAGGUUCAUUAAUCCAACUGGUGCUGAGAAUUGUAAUGGUCUUCUCCAAAUUCCUUUUAGCAGUGAUUCUUUUGAUGCUGCUAUUGCCGCUCACAUAUCUCGACAUCGAGAAAAGAUGGGGCAUCAACCAACUUUGGCAUCCCAUACAUCUUCCAUCUGGGAUGCUGAAGAAACGUGUGAUGCAUUUUUGUUUAAAAAAGAUCCUGUUUCUCGUGAAGUUGGUUCCUGUGUAUCUCCCAUUACUUCUCCCGAAUCCCACAAACAGGUUCCAGGAAGAAACUCCAUUUGCUCUGAGCAUUUGGUUGAGCAGUCACCUAAAAGAGAGAGGCUUGUGGAUAAUUUUGCUCAUACUGUCCCUAUAGAUGGUUUUGAAUCUAAGGCAGAUUUCCAGGAUCAUUCAGCAAAAGAUUUCAGUGGGCUAGUGGAUGUGUACUGGCCUGAUUCGUUGGGACCACUGGAUUUAGAUGUACCAUCAACGAAGUACCAUAGCCAAGAUUUAAUUUUAAGCGAUAGUGGUUUGAAUCGCUUGAUAGCCAGCAGCCUAGAUGCAUUCCAGAAUUGCUCCUUCUUUGGGAUUGACAAAAAGGAAUCCUGAUGAACGAUUGAAGUUUUAGAGAAACUGCCGUCUUUCAGAUUUUAAAGUUGGAAAUGGUGGUUGCGGCUCGAUCUGCUCGGAUGUCAUCAAGUACUACCCCAUUUGUGGCGUGAGCUUCGCUGGCAGAAGUUAGCUAUAAUUAAUUAACCUUUUAACCUUUGACCGACUUGAGGGGUGAUGUUCAAGCGACUGCUUAGCUUUUUGCUGUACAUACUACUGUAAUCAGGGUCCCUUCCCUUUUGUACAAAGAAAUGGCCCCGUAGGAAUUAUACGAUACUCUCUCUCUCUCUCAGCGUAUGUACAUUGUACGUGAAAAAGUAGUCUCAAGCUGAUGCGCAGUAACUUGAUUUACUGGUAAUUAUCAUAUGAAUACUUUAUAGUAA